AUGCAAAUUGUGGUGAUGAACAACGGCACUCCCAAAGCAGAGUAUCGCGUUUAUUCUGGUUUUGUGGCUGCGUGGUCUGAGCAGCUCACUCAGCAAGUGGCUUUGGGAAAGAGGUGGGAGGUGCACAACUUCUCGGUGGCAGCUGUGGACAGCUUCUUGAGGUUCCUAUACACUGGGUCCAUGCCUUCGAACACCACCGUCGCAAUGGAAGCAGCCUUGAUGGCUGAAAUGUAUGGCGUUCAGGAGCCUGGCAAAUCAGUUGAAGCAACUCUACGUGGCAAUGUGCCAAUAAGGGACAUCUAUGCCAUGUUGGAAGUGGCGCAUCGCUUCCCUGACCAUGGAAUGCAGGUGAGGAGUGCCUGCCUGCGUGCCCUUCUAGCCGAUCCAGAACAGAGUCUCCGUGAAGCGUGGACGCUGAACUCGCGCAUUUUGGAAGAAUUGCUGGCCCUGGCGAGCAACGACAUUGGUGACUUCGAGCUGGCAAAGAUGAUCAUCUCCUGGCAGGAGCAGAACCCGCAUCAGAACUUCGCGGACAUUUUGCAGGAACAUGUGAGUUUCGGUGGCUUCAAUGACGAGCGCUUUCAAGAGAUCCGCUACCAUGCUGAUCGGGUUGGCUUGGGUUUCCUCGUGGACACGAUGUGGGCUGAAGCACAGGCAUCAUCUGGUGAUUGGACUCCGGACUUUUUCAAGUACUUGGAAGCCAAGUGGGAGCUUCAGUGCCAGGAACAUCGACGCAACAUGCCUUUCAUAGGCGUUUGGAUCAACUUGAUUCCCAGCAACCUUGGAUGGAAAGCACCGCUACAUUCUCACGGACCUCACAAAGCGCAGGAAGAAGUGGCGCGAAAUGUGCUACCCUUGGAGUUGCAGCCAGGCGAGUCAAUGACUUGGUUCAUGCCGAUUCAUACUGUCCACGUGAGUGGAGUCAACUUUGCAGACAAGUUCCCGAUUGAGUGCGAUGGUGAAGCAUGCAUUGAAAUCUACAGCUCCAAGAAUGGAUGCGGAUGGGAGCUUUUGUGGAAUUCAUUGCGUUCCACAUUCUCGUGCCGUACAAAGGAGAGGGUGCGAUGGUUCAAGCUCACCGCCAAGCACUACCCCUUUCGCAAUUCACUGCAAGUUCAGGGUGUCGUCCAUGCUGGCUAG
Messenger RNA from Cladocopium goreaui, 1140 nucleotides. The record is from the annotation of a GenBank genome assembly. NCBI's taxonomy places the organism in Eukaryota, Dinophyceae, Suessiales, Symbiodiniaceae.